Messenger RNA from Podarcis lilfordi (Lilford's wall lizard), 16907 nucleotides. The record is from the annotation of a GenBank genome assembly. Lineage: Eukaryota; Metazoa; Chordata; Lepidosauria; Squamata; Lacertidae.
AUGUUGCUGGUUCUCAGUGUGCUGACCCUGAUACCGUGCCUGUUCCUCUUGACGUGGUACUUUUUCUCCACAGGAGGGAAAAGUGGUGGCAACAAGAAGAACGAUGGCGUCAAGGUAAGUCCUGGGCUCAUAAAGCCACCAGCUUGCCUGUACUCAAGAAGGCAGGAAUGUUUGGGCUGGUGGACUGUGUGGUCAUGGGUCCCUGCGUGGCCUAGGCCCUUUGUGUUAAGGCCUUGCAUUAGUGGAUCUCUUGCAUCAUCCUCUUCUCAUCAUGAAAUACAUUUCCACACUCUGAAAGCAAAAAUGGAAAAACAAAUACCUUUACCUAAGCAAAGUUUGCUGCUUAGAGUAAUGGAUGCCUUGACUCAUGUUCAAUUUGCUUGGCUAACUCAUAUCCUCAUAAUCUCUUCCCAUUCCUGCUUUCUUUUCAUAAAGAGGAGAAAAAAAAGCUUGUGCCUUUCUCCUACCGUUUUACUGUUACUAUGCUACUGUCAUUUCGGGGAAAUAGAGCCAAUCCAAAUGUUUGGAGGCCAUGGUGAAACAGCCCCAUAAGAGGACAGCAACUCACAAGUCCAAUUGAUUCAGAAAUCUGGAGGUUGAUGCUCCUACGGUCCUUGUGUGGGAGUGAAUUAUCCCACAGUAUGCCUCAGAAAUCAGGCAGGCCUUCUUCCUGGCUUGUUAUCUUUCUGUGUGAAGGAAUAUCUUGACAAGGAAGCACUUCCAAACAAAUCAACACCUGAGUGAAUUUGGAGGUGUUAUGGAUCUGCCAAGAGAUCUUUACCACAUCCCCCUGCCCAACAAUUUGAAUUGGCUCUAGGGCAUUUCUUAAUACUGUAAAGGGGGCUGUGACAGGUAAGACAAACUGAAAGACACUUAAUAUGGAAGAGAGGGAGAUGGGAUGGGGAGUGGGAGCAAGGAUGACUCUUUCUUUGAUUGGCUCCUGAGGACAUCAGUUUAGACUGAGCCUCUGAGCAGUGGCGAGGGGCCCAGCUGCCACCUUUUCUUUUCAGAUAGGUCAUUACUGUUUUAUUUGUGUCGUGAGUCUCCCAUGGUGGCCUGAUGAACUAUCUUCUGAUCAACUGAAAACCUGGGAGGAAUGAGAAAAUAUACAUGUUUCUGUCAUCAACCCAAAAGGAGGGGAGAAAGGGGUUAGAACUGAAAACAGAACUAGGGACACAAGUAAUCCUCCCCAACACACACACACACACAUACACACUCGCCUCCUCCAGGUUUUUGAUUCUACAUUGGUCCCUUUGGGUUUGCAGCACUCAUGUCAUGCCUUGAAACCUGGUUCAUUGAUUUGGCAGAGAUGCAGAUUAAUGGAUGAACAGGUUUGCUCAUUCCAGUGACAUCACCCAUUCCAGCUCUGAAAUAUUUGUGAAGUUUGAAUACUAGCGUUUGAAAGAAUGGCUUUGUGCUGAUAUUAUAAUGAUUUUCUUUUCUGGAAACCAAACUGGAGUAUUCUGGACAGGUGCCUGGCAUCUCUUUCCACGGUGCCAAAUUGAGACUUGGUGGCUAUCUGAGGAUGUGGCAAAGGUUUCUUCAAAGAAUGAAGAAGAUUCUGACAACAGUGUUCCUUGGCCAAGAGAUACACUUACGCUUGCCCAUCUGCCUAUUUCCUAUGCUAACAGCCACUCCUGGCACUGUCAUCUCACCCCCAUUUCCUUGCAGAAAUACCCCAGAUGGACAGACCUCAAUUCCAGCAGUGGAAUCCCACUUGGCUUAAUUGUCAAAUUGGCUUGGCUGCAGAUUCUCCUUCCCCCUCACCUUGUUUGGUUUUGAUAUCCCCCUCUGUAGAAGGAGAUGGCUGUUGGCACCACAAAUUGUGGGGUCUAGUUCACAAUCUCAUGGUUAGCUUGCCUUUCUGACGAAACUCUCUGGUUUAACCAGUUCAUGCUAACAGACAGAACCUACCUACUGUGUUUGAAGUAAGAUGGUAAUGGCAACACCCCCCAUUGCAGAAAGGAUAUUACCCCCUACUUUGGCUACACCUUUUAGUGAAAAAGUAGAUAUUUAUGUGCCACCUCUGCAAACAUGCUAUCCAUGAAGAGUAGAAAGGACGACGGACCCCCUUCACCAAUAGUUUAUUGAGAGAAGAGGCUUUGCCCCUCUUGUAACCAGUGGAUACUCAACAAGUUCACUGCCCUGUGUCACAUCCUGUUACAUUGUUAAUUAAUGCAAUCACUGCCCCAUGUCACAUCCUGUUACAUCCUAAAUUAAUAAAGUCACUGCCCUGUGUUGCAUCCUUUUAUUGUAUGUACGUCCUACUUUAAUAAGGUCACCACUUUUGUGUUGCGUCAUGUUGCGUCAAUUGCUUCUACAGUUACCGUCCAGUAAGGUUUCCUAGACAGUUCUUGGUAUGUUCUCAUUGGAGCCACCAUGCAUCUGAGCCUAGCUACCUCCAUCAUAUAUAGCUUAAGUACCAAAUCUAAGAGUUGUAGUAGAGUCUGUUCUCUGUCUUUUUGUUGGCUUUGGAGAAGAAGCUGUAGAGGGCUAGCUGAGGAUAUCAUAUGAUGAAAUAAAGCAGUCAGAAUCGCCAAGUGCCAAUGGGCUCGUUCUACUGUAGCUCAUAGAACGCAUUUCAUCUCACCAGAUAUACGCAGUUUUGAUACCUUUUUAAAUAAAUAAUAGUGAAGAAGAUUAGGAUGGAGGCUUCUACACUGUGCCUAUGGUGAGCCUGUUUAGAUGCUGCAUUUUCUGGAUUUCAUCUAGAUCCAUUUCCCAAGUUUCUUCUACAGGACAGAAAGAAGUAGUGUGAAGAAGGCAAGAAGAAGCCAAUAAUGGAUUUGUGGGGUAGGAAAUAGAGAACUUAUUCAAGACUCUUUUGAGUAAUAAUUAGGAAUCUGACAUGAUGUGCCUCUCUUUUGAUGUACAUUAAAGCACUGUGUUGAGAGAAGCUCAUCAAGAAUCAAAAGACAAAAGUCUUAAAUCUUGAAUUAUUUGCAGGAUUUCUACUGUGAGAUGUUCAGUACUACUUUGAGGCGUAGAAGGAGCUUCUUAGGUCAUGUCUGCAAUGCAAAUAAACUCACUUCCACCAUUUGGCAUUGUGUUGAUUUACCACCUUUGGUACAAUGCUGGGAUUAUAUGAAUCAGACUUUCCACUCCUAAAAACUGCAGUCGUAGUCGAUGUAAACAUUGCAGUUUGUCUGUGGUUUCAGUCAUUCUCUCAAGGUUUUAUCACACUUUAAAAAGAAAUCGCCGGUGAAAGCUAUGUGAUAGCAUAUUCCUGCACACUGCUCUGUUUCUUCUCACCCAGAUACUUGUUGCUGCACUUGCACAAAUCUAGAAAAAGGGGGUCACUUGGCUCAAAGUUUGAACAUCAUCUACUUUAUUUGUAUUUUUCAUGCCCUAGCAAGCCUCUCCUAGCUCUGAUAUAGGCAUUCACAUCCCACCUAAACAACCCCGACUCUGAUUUGGUGCAAUGUACAGCAUUAUAACUGGGCUGCUCCAAACAAACACUGAUAUUAUCUCAUAACCAUUGCAAAUGGCAAGAUGCUUGCAUCUUAGUGUGGAUAGUGAAGACUUUUAAGUGCUUUACUGGUACCCAAAUUAUCAUGCCAAAAUGAUGUGCAGACGUGACCUUAGAAGAGUGAUCACUGAAGACAGGAUGAGAAGCAACAAAUUUCGAUCACAGUGAGAAUGCAGAUUUAGAUUAGUGAAUAACAAGACUGUUCAGCACUAGUGUAACUGUCUAUGAAGGCUUUCAGAGAUGCUAUAGAUGUAAAAUGCCCAUCCUUAUUCGGUGCAGUGGAGGAUCAUUUGGAUUUCUUCUGGCUUUAUUCUUUUAGGAUUCAAAGUGAACAAUUCCAGUCUUUAAUGUCUCCAGCUUCUUGCUGCCACAAGUAGAAUGAUGCAAAGUCACAGUGGCAAGGAGGGUUGGAAAAGUAUAGCAUUUCAUUUAUGGAGGGCUGUAUUCAGAUAUUGUUGUGUCCACAAGUUAAGUUGGUGUGGCAGUUUUAGCUUGAUGACUAGUAUUUACGGAUCUCAAAACAUGAUUCCUCUUUAGCUUGGAAAUCUUUUGUUGGAUUGGAUUAGAAAAUGGCAGGAGAGAUGUUAAGGUGGAGCCCUGCCCUGGGUCAGGAUAUUAAGGUUCAUAGGGAUGCCGACAUCUGUGGGUCCAAACAUAGAAUAUUGGACAAGGCUGAUGGAUUUGUUAAUUGUGCUGGAAGGUUAGAUUGGCAUGGUUUGCAUUGUGAGAGUUUUGACUUCUCUUUGGCAUUAAGCAUCAGAUUUAUUCACAAACUCUUCACCUUUGUAGUAGGAUGACAAAAAGGUGUCCUAGGACCCACUGCGUCCCAUGUUCUGCUCUCUUCCUUCUUUCUCACUCUGUGUCUCUUCUUGUCCUAUCUCUUCUCCUUGUUUUUCCAGAAAAGAAAGUCCAGUUCCAGCGUUCAGUUAAUGGUGAGUGUCCUUUGUCUUCCUCAAUGCUGAUAAUGUUGGGCCUCUCAACAUGUUCCAGCCCUCCCUGUUUUGGGGAAUCACUCUGAGGUGUGGAGAGCAGGGCUGAAAGUAAUUCCUUCAGAGCAGCAUCCUCCCCUAUGGGGAUCCUUCUAAACAGGAACGGCUGGAACAGAAGGAUAGUUGAAGCCCAAGAGCACUGAGAACCUAAUUCCAUUUUCUAGCGAAAGGUUCUCCAUGGAACUUCUCCUCUAGCAGAUCUGCAAGCUGCACCAGUCCAAGCAGCCAUGAAGGAAAGGCCAUCUUAUAUGGCUUUGCUGGAACUGUUCGGUCACAGGAGACCAAAUGGCUGGCAUGGCCUUGGUCAAUCUGCUGUUUAAUAUUGUUUGCAAUAUGUCUCUGGUGGGAUGAACUGGUGGUUGCAGCCCAGCUACCAGAGUUGUCUUGAUGAGAAGCAAAUGGUUCCCUUUCUCUGUGUUAAUCUGUGUACCAGUUGGCUGUUUAUGGAAAGAGGUGUGUGUCAGCCUUUGGCGGUCCAUGUGGUUCUUGGCAGCCCUCUCUGUUUGAGUGUACAUUUCUUUCUUUACUAUGCGGUCAAUGUGGUCUCUUUCACUCCUGCACAAUCUCCCUCACUCUCUCAUCCUAGCUCCCUCUCUUUGUUAAUUUGUACAUUCCUCUCCCAACUGUAGUCAACAUGGUGUCUUUCACUCCUACACAGCCCUUCUUGCCCCCUGCUAGCUGUAGCUGUAGGAGAUGUCAAGCCUCUCACUCCUGAUAGUAGUGCAGUGGAAUACUAGUGAAUUCACUCCUGCAAGAUUCUUCACAAUCGGACCUCCGACUCAGUUGUCGUUUCAAAGUCAAGACAAGUAUUACAGUCACAAAGCAAAAUCUGUGGUUACUGACAAGUGCUUUUAUCUGAUGCUUACCUGGUUUUCGUCCCUUUGCAGUGUUUGGUCCUGUUGAGGUAGAACCUGGGUGAUGGGUUACCGGUCAGGAUUUUUCUGGGGGGGGAAGCCAUUUGGGUGCAUCUUAUUUUGCUUUUGUCCUCUCCGUUCUUUCUCCAGGAAUCUUCAGAGAGCACAAACACCACCAUUGAGGAUGAAGACACCAAAGGUAUAGUAUAAGACUGUGGCGGAAGAGGUAAAAGGAAACCCAUUUUAGUCAAUGACUUCCAGUAAGCAUGAGUUGUGAGACUAUGGACCCCUAGGCAAUUCUCGCUGUCAGCCUAUAUAGGUAGAGCUGUUCAAAUACUAAAAUGAAAUUUGAAGUUUAGGGUUUUAUUUUUCAUCAGUUUUUCAAUGAAUGAAAACUUCAUCCUUACUCUAUAGCCCACUGAUCAGGAUUGGUCAGUAAAACUGUUCAGCUAUCACAAAACUAUUCUGUUGUGAAUUUGCAAUCUAAAACUUAUUUUGUGAAGUAAAAGAAAAAUCAACUGUGUGGAGAAAUUUACUGUGAUGCGUCUAAAAGACUCAAAUUUCAUUAUAAGUGGUCCUGUAUCAGUUUAUGUGCAAUGCGCAAAAUUCUCCUACAGAAUAAUACCGCUGUUGUGACUACCAUUUGUGAAUUAGCAAGGCAAUUAGACCUCAUUUGUACAUACCACUGCACCACACCUACUCAGGGACAUAGCGCUGGAGGGGGGGUGCUGCCAGGGCGAUGACCCUGGGCACAUUUUUCUGGGGAGCACUGCGCAUUUGGCUCUUCCCGCCUCCUGCCAGCCCUGCACCACAUGACGAGGCUGGGAUCGGAUCUGAAUGAUUUGCCGGGUGAAUCAUUCAGAUCAGAUUCCAGCCUCGCGAAGGGGCAUAGGGCUAGCAGGGCAGCAUGCGAAGGACUCAACAGUCAUGCACCUUUCAAUCCCAGCCUUGCCUUUGCCAUUGUCUUUGGCCAUUUGCUAUGCAUGCAGGGGCUAAUGAGAGUUGAAGUUCAGCAAUAUCUGAAGACUCAGGUUUGCAAAAGGCUGCCCUAGAUACUUAAAUCCCUUGCUCUCCCUCGGUUCAGCUUGCAGUGUGUUGUGAUUUUUCUAACAACUUGGCAAACACUGACUUUUUCAUUCCUCUUCUCCACCGAGUCCCUAUGGAAGUAGUUUCACUGUCACCAUUUUAAACCAGUCUUUGGGAAGAACCUUAGUGAGGCCUCUUUCUUACUGCCUGACAAGGCCACAGUGUUCCCAUAAUAGCUUGGGAAUCAGUGUUAAUUUGUAAAGUCUCCCCAAAUGAAAGGAACCCAUCUGCUGUGGAGAUGGACUUUGGCCUGACAUUAAAGUUAAUUGAAAAUUUGUCUCUCUGGGAAUAACUCCCACAGGAAAGGCAGGAGUGUGUGUGUGUGUGGCAAAUUAAUAUGAAAUGAUAGAAACACUGCUGAUGAGGAAAGGCUUCCCUGCGCAUUUUAUCAUUAACCACUUUGUCUCUUUAGUAUAGGGAAUUAGAUCUACCCACAGGACACCCAUAUUUUAGCCUUAUUAAUAAGCACAUUGGAAUGCUUUGGCACAGUCUUUUGGAAGAUCCAGUUCCCUGAAUGUGUUGCUGGAUUUCUAAGAGAUUUCAGCCCUCUUGCAGAUCCAACAAAAAGCAGAGGUAAGGAAGGAGGACAGAAAAGAAUCAUCCUAAAAUUUGUAUUGUCUUCAAGGCUUCUUUAAAGUGAAAAGGAGGGUAAUGGUGAGGUCUCUGUGUUUGUUUUUAAAAGAAGUUUGUUGUUCCAAACUUUAAAGCAUCUAUCUUUUGAAGGGCAGUGAAAGAAACCUGAGGAACUUGACUUGGCACAUUUUCUCAUUCCUUUGGGGGGGGGGAGGCACAAAGAGGCUGUUCAUAUUUUGUUGCUGCAAGCAACCCACACAGAUUCUGACACAGGGAUCCAGGUAAACCUCACAGCCACUACUUCAAGCCUGCCUUUCAGGAAUAAUAAUCCCAUAUAAUCGGGGCACACAGCCUCCCAUGACAAGUCAUUUGUUCACAAGGGUGUAGGGGCUAAAAGCACAUGAGAUGCAAGUACCUGUAACGAGUCCCAGCACCAUUUUUUAAAAGAAAAGGUUUGUGAGGAAGGCUUUUUUUUGUGAGGAAGCCUUGGGGCAGAGAAGCCAGUGGCUUGGGAUACUGUGUGCUUAAUUCUUUCCCUAUCUGGCAUUUCUCAGCUCAUCAAGCUGCCAUCCCCACAACAGCUUCCCUAUGCAGAGAGCAAAAUUACAUAUUUACCAGUGUUUUGAACCUUUAGAAACUUAAAGGAAGGAAAAAGUUGCCUCCUCACAUAUCUUGAGCUUUUAAACACAAGCCCGAAGAAGGGAGCACCUUGUAACAUGUCAUUCAUUUACUCAUUUUAUGCUUGAUAUCAAUUAAUACUAAUCCUGCAAUCAAUCCUAGUACUACUACUAAUAAUAACAAAACAACAACAACCAGUAGUUUCUAAAGAAAUCCUGCUGUUUGGUGUGUUUUCCCUCACAACAGCUUCCAUCUGAUUUGAAAACAUAAGCCACAAUCACCGUUAAGUUGAGGUGUGUACAUUUGAGACCACCAUUGCACAUGCUCAGAUGACAGCUUAACACAUAGGAGUUUGGCAGGGAAACCAAACAGGUAACACACAUCAGGUGAAGGCAUCCCGGCCCCCUUUCUGGUGCGUACAGUGUGCAACUGCAUCUUGAAACACAGCAGGCCAGUAGAAGGGGACAACCUCGCGGUGCUUUAGGCCACGAAGAGUCUCAGGCCUCUGAAUACAACAGGUCCCACUUGGCACCUGUGUGGGUCUCCUGACUGGUGUGACCAGAGCCAUCUCUCCAGUGAAGAUGCUGCUACUGGUGUGGGAAGCUCCCACAAACUGGCGAGCCGUGUUUGCAUAUGUGAUUGUCACACCCCCUGGCCAUAGCCUAAGACUGUGCAAAAAGUUGCACAUGCAAAAGGAGAUACCACCAUGGCUAUUCUAACAGUGCUGCUCAGAGUGCCAGGAAAGCAGCCUGCCCUGCCAAGGUUUGUUUUUAAAUGAAGUGGCAGUCACUCACUCAUGGCCAAAAGUGAAAACAAGCUGCUCUUUGGCCAAGAAAGGUGCCGUUUUCUAACAACGCUCUCCUCCGCCUCUUCUCAGUCCUUAGUCUGCACUGAUGCCUUUUGUUCUCAUUCUACCCCCUCUUACUAUCCUUCCCCCGCUGCCAGGGUCUCUUUGCUGCUCCAUUUGUUUCCUCUGCCAGUUCCUCUCCCUGCUGGGGUGUAAUGUAGCUGAGCAACAAAAGCUUGCCUCCCUAAGCCUGGUGUAAUUGCUUGUCUGUGCCUCAGCCACUGUGUUGAAAGAGCUGUGCAGGCUGGCAGGAAAGCACCAGCCAUGUCUGUAAAUGCCUCUGAAGGCUGCUUGUGUGUCACCUGCCAAGCACCAUCACAGCUGAGGUGUUUAUGGUAAGGCUUGCCCUGUAGUUGAUUCUUCCAAGGCUGGGAACUAAUCUGCCACCUCCAGCCUGCAUAGCUAAAUGGACAGGCGUUGUGGUCCAGCGACAUCAGGAGGGCUGCAUGGACCUCACCCCCGCUCUAGGCAAUCACUAAAUACUGAGCUGGCCUAUCCCUCAGCCCUUCCACUGAGAGGUAGAAACAACCAAAGAUUUCUAAAUCUUCCUCAUUCUGGAGGAGUAUCUUUUCCCAGCCGUUUUUAUAAUCUCUCCAUCUAGUAAGUCUUUCUUUAAAUUCCCCCCCUUCUGCCAGACUAUCCAGGGCUGUCUGUACGUUAAAAUAAAUAAAUAAAUAAAUAAAUCUGUAUGCAAGCAAUUCAGUUUUCUAGUUUUGGUAGUUCUGAGAAGGGCAGAAGCAAAGAAGCCCUGUCCUCAACUUCUGAUCUUCUUGGCCGCCUGCUGAGAUUUUCAAAGGCAUUGCCCCAAAGAUUUUCAAAUACAUCUUCACAGCAAUAAGGACUAGAAACUUGAGGUGUUUUUUAAAAUGAAAGCAGGCAUUUUUAGAAAGUCGAGUUCUACGUGCACUACCACUUUCUGCGGUUCACAGCACUGUGACAUCCACACAGCUCUAACAAUGCCCUUUCUCACUGUCUUAUUUACAUUCAAUAUUUUCUCUCCCUUCUUUCCCCCCCCCCUUAAACCAACAGUACGAAAACAGGAAAUCAUUAAGGUGACGGAGCAGCUGAUUGAAGCAAUAAGCAAUGGGGACUUUGAGUCCUACACGUGAGUGUGCCCAGUGGGUGUCUUGACUUUAACAAGAGAGCGAAGUAUAUUCCUGAGCUGGCCCAGUAUGGAGGAAGAGGGUUAGCAGGAAAUCCUUCAAAUGGCCUUAACUGUGAAAAAACAGUUUUGAAAUGUCAGGUUGCUCUGAAGGCAAGCAAAUUAGUGUUUUUCUUUUAUGGGUUUUCAAAGCACAGCUAGAAAUGGACUUCAAGAACUUGUGUUUUCCGUUUCUUCUGUUCCUACCGAGCCACUCUGUCAUUAUUAUCUCCCAUCAAAAUUAAAAUGGAUGGAUUCAUUUUGCAGUCUGGCCAAGGAUAAAUCGCAGCUAUUACUGCUGAGUGAGCAAGCAAAGGCCCUGGAUUCCUGGUUAAGAGAACAAAGAAGCAUGGGUUUAUUGACGAAGAGUAGAGGCUGCUGAGUUUGUUUUUCUCCUGUCUACAAGAAGGGCCUGUUUGAAAACAAAUGUGCAAACAAAACCCCUUUCUGUCUUUAUGAAUCAACCAGUUAGCACGGUAAUGUUAUGGGAAGGAGCACAGGUCAGUGCUGGAGCUUCUGCAUUUUGUGCAGAAAGUUCCAUGCUCAAUCCCUGGCCUUCCCAGGUAGAGAGCUGAGAGAGAAACCAAUAGGCUGACUCAGUAUAAGGCAGAUUCCCAUGUUCCUAAAUGAAGCUUACUUUACGCUCAUCUCAGCAUAACUUCAAAAUAGUUAGCACUAACUCAUUAAAGCUUAACAAGAUAAUGAGGAACCCAAAGUUAACCUCCGUAAUUUAUAAUAGUAUUUCCAUUGUGGGUAAUGGGUUAAAUGAGUGCCUUUCACCUAUUUAUUUAUUUUUAAAUAUACUAUUUGAAACCUCAUCAGUUUGAAACCCAUCUGUUUACUAAGGCAGGAUGCCAGCACACUGGAACUGAUGCAUGUUCUGCUAACUUCAAUAAGGCUGGAUAUAUUUUAUUGAUUUGUUUUGAAUCUGCCCAAGGAUGGCUCCAUAAAGUCCCCCAUGCAGUUGGCAGCGUGGCAUAAAACAACAAUUAAUACAAACAAUAUGAAGCAAUAUCGGAUUAGAUUACAGAUAUAGACAACAAAUCAAGAACAAAUCAGCGGAAAGGAAGAGUCGACGGAGAACCUUCCCUAGUAGAUUUAUGAAACAUAAAAAUCUCUGCCAGCUCACACAGUCAACAAAGCGACCCUCCCACCUUCCCUCCCAAAAGCCCACUGGAACAAAAGGAUUUUUUGUCUUUUAACUAAGUUUCUAAAAAUAAAAAAUGAGCUGAUGUGGUGAGUCUUCAGGAAAACAGCGUUCCAUAAUGAAGGCGCUACUUACAGUUGUUUUCCCUCUAGCCUCUGACAAAGAUGAAAGUUAAAGCAGAGACCUGUCAGAUGAUUUUGAUGUAUUGGUGGGUGGUCUCAUACAGGAGCAGGGACUGUUCUCUAAUAUGAAACAGACCAUAACCAUUCAGGGCUAUUAACACCAGCCCUGCAGAUUGUGGUUGGAAAGACAUUGGGAGCCAGCACUGCUCUGAGUUUAUUCAUACUUACCUGGGCUUAGAAAGAGCCCACCUGCCAAUACAUCAAAAUCAGAGCAAAUGUCAAUUCAGAUUUUUUGUGGAUUGCCAUUUGCUCUGAUUGAGCUUUAAAGAGCGGGUUUUUGCGGGGAAAGCUCUGGGGCAAAUAAAGGGCACUCAAGACAUGGAGCUUGUCCAUCCUGCAGGAGGAUUUUACAGAUGCUUCCUUUAACCUGCCACCAAAAUGACAAUUUCUUCAAUCCGUUAGGAAAUUAUUGCAGCCCCUCACUCUUCAAAACUGAGAAAAACAUGUCCUUUAAGGUCACAGGCCAAGGAGCAGAGAAACUAUUGAAGUAUGUCACUGAGCACAGUGGUAUGCUUAAGAGCUAAGAUAAAUAAAUUAAAAUAUAUUAUGAGAAAUAAAUUAUGUAUUUGUAUUGCAUAGACAGGUUAACUUCAUUGGUGUUAAAUCCAUAGGAAUGAAGACAUGUGACUAGACAAUGAGGUUAUUUCACUUCCUUUUCUCUCUCCACCCUGACCCUGGUCCUUUCAUGGGCUCUUCCAGGAAAAUGUGUGACCCUGGGAUGACGGCUUUUGAACCAGAAGCUCUAGGGAACCUGGUGGAAGGGCUGGAUUUCCAUAGAUUCUACUUUGAAAACUGUAAGCACCCUCCGCCUUGUCAAAAGGCCCUUUGACUCUCUUAUCAGAAUGGAAAUAUUUGCAAUAUUGGGUCACUUCAUCAGCCUUCUAGCCCAGUGACCAACCUCUUAACUACAACCAGUUUGUUUUAAAAUAAAGUAUGUUAAGAGAUUUGAAGGCAUAUAGAUGGAAUCUUCUAUCCUGUUACCCGCCAAGAUUCUGCUUGUCAGAGUAGAAAUUUCAUCCUUUGAUGAACAUUUUGGUUCACAACACUAGAUAGGCCUAACAUCCCUUAAAUUUGUCUUAUCUCUUUUUGAGCUUUCUGAAAAGAUAAGGACAACUUGGCUGAACUAGCACAUGCAUUUAAGGGCAGGACAGCAUAUCAGAGAUACAGCACGAACUCAGAUUUAAUUGCUGACACCUCCUGUUAAAAAGCAUAUCUGUAUCAAGGCUAAGAAAGACAUCUGUCUGAGGCCCUGGAAAGUCAUUCCCAGUCUGAAUAGACCAUGCUGGGCUGGAUGGACCAAUAGUAUGUGUCAGCUUUGUAAGCUCAUAGGUAUGCAUUUGAAGGUUUACUUCUAAGUAGACUUGGUUAGGGUUGUGCUCUUAAUCUCUCACUCAUUUCCAAAGUUUCAAACCAAAUCAUAAAUGGUUGAAUGUAGAGUGGAUGAGCAGGAUUCACUUAAUGAACCCUGUCAGCACCAGCCCUAUUUGAGGGUUUCUGCUUGCACAGUGCCCCAUCCCCAAUGGCUGGGGUGGGGGUCAGGAGAACCGCCCCCCCAGAACAACACAUGGGGGGUGGGAUUGUUCCACCUGGCAAGCUACAGUACUUUUGCUGACAAUGUUGAAAUCCCAAACAAUGUUUUUAGUUUUUAGAAUGUGAACUGGUCAGUGAAUGCAGUUUAAUGAAUUUUUAAGAGAAUAAUCUCCCUGCGAUUGGGACAUAAACUGAAACAAGCCUAGAAAUAUUCUGCAUAUGCCUUCUUUUUCCUUGUUGCUACAGUGAUUUUAUAAAGAUUAGAGAAAGAUGUCCGUCCUAGUUACCGUAUUUUUUGCUCUAUAAGACUCACUUUUUCCCUCCUAAAAAGUAAGGGGAAAUGUGUGUGCGUCUUAUGGAGUGAGUGAAUGCAGGCUGCGCAGCUAUCCCAGAAGCCAGAACAGCAAGAGGGAUUGCUGCUUUCACUGCGCAGUGAUCCCUCUUGUUGUUCUGGCUUCUGAGAUUCAGAAUAUUUUUUUUCUUGUUUUCCUGCUCCAAAAACUAGGUGUGUCUUAUGGUCUGGUGCGUCUUAUAGAGCGAAAAAUACGUAUGUGGGGACGCAGGCAGCAUUGAUCUCACUGGCUUUCCUCUCAACCCCCAGUGUGGUCUAGAAACAGCAAGCCGGUCCACACUACCAUCCUGAACCCUCACAUUCACUUAAUGGGAGAUGAAUCUGCCUGCAUUGCCUACAUCCGCAUCACGCAGUACGUCGACACCAGUGGGAUCCCUCGCACUGCACAGUCGGAGGAGACCCGAAUCUGGCACCGCCGGGAUGGCAAAUGGCAAAUUGUUCACUUCCACAGAUCUGGAGCACCUUCUGUCUUACCACAGUAAGUCAUCCCCAGGCCUUGGUGAACCCUCUCAAAGCCACUCUUGUCAUACCACUGAAAACUGAAUAUUCCGUUUCUACAGUGUAAACGGGGGUAGAUAAGUGUAAAUUAAAGGUGAGAGUAUAAGCAAGGCAGUAGAAGGAAAGAACAGCAGCGAAGGCCAAAUGUAACACAUCUAUGCAUGGCUUAACGAUAUUUGUAGCUAGGUCAAAACCUUCCUGAAAGAACUUUUAUCCAUGUCAGUGGCCCCCCACUUUGUUGUGCCUGGGGGCGCUUUUGGAAAUCUAAGUAACUGUUGUGGGCACCACAAAAUAAAAUAAAUUUCCCAGAAGAAAAACUGAUAGUGCUCAGACCCCCCCCCCCCCGGUCUCUCAAAAUCAAACACCUACACCACUACUCCCAACAAAUAAAACAGAUUUUUUUCCAAAAAAAAUUGCAACACCACCCCCCCAAACCACAAUUUUGAAAACAAAACUUAAAAUUGGAGGGGGCCUUGACAGAUGCCUAAGAGUGCUGUAGUGCCCACAGGCACCACAUUGGGAACCCCAGACGGGGAUUAUUCAUUUGCCUUUAUGCAAGGAUGCAUUCAUGGCAUUAAAUUACAAGAGAUUUGAAGGCAAUUCAUGCAUAUUUAGUUUAACCUCCCACCAGUUACAGUCACACAUUAUUGUUUGAUGAUUUGCUAAGAUCCACAUGCAUGCUACCAGAAUGGAGAAUACCCUGCCCCCCAUGUGGUAGGCUCAUUGGUGGCAAUGGCAUGUAUGGAAUAGAAGUGUCUAAUGAUUGGUUCUUGGAGUUAUAGCAAGUUUAACAUUCUUUCUCUGUCUCUCUCAGACCCAGUUCACAGGUCACUUUUUCACAUGGUAAUUUCACCACGUCAAAUUGAUGUAUGAACAUGAUGUAUGAAUCUGGUCCCGUGACAGGAGAUAUUUAUUAUGCCAGAGCAAGCCAAAUUGAUUGCAAAAUAUCAACCCAACCUGGUUUAUAUUGGUUUAGAAGUUUCAACUUUUAGUGAUGUCAUUCAGAAUUGGGGCUCCCACGUUCUUCUCCCCAUCACCAUUCCUUUUCUUACUGUGAUGUUAUGACUGUCAUAGGUGUUUUCUCAGUAAAGAAAGAUGCAUCCUAGUAUUUCAUGUUAACUUAUGCACUGCCAGUUUAAAUCAUCAAAAGAAAUGAAAAUAACUUUAUUAUCCAUAAGGUAGAGUUGAAAGUGAAGAGGGAAAAACUGUGUUAUUUUAUCACUCUCUAAACUUCUUGAUAACAAGGUGCGAAGGUGCAGAAAUGAAGUUAAGGGUAUACACUGUUUGUUUUUUAAUAGGCGGGAACAUUCAAACACACAAGCCCCCACCUGCACUCUGGAAUGAUACAGUCCAGCAUCAGAUACUUCACGUGUGUCUGAUCAUCUGUUUCUGAUGUGAGUGCAAGAAGAUUCCAUAUGGGCAUCCCUGAUAGCAGAGAAGAGUAUCUUUUGUCCAGGUUUGAUGAGACGCCACGGCUAGCCCUUAGUGGCCAGCGUGAUAGGGGUUACUCACUCUGUUGAAAACUACUACUGAAGUUAGAGUCAUUCAUUCAUUGCUUUUAUGAAUUGCCUCUCUACUUAAAUAAAAAAGUGUUCAAGGUGAUGUACAAGAACACACCCCGCUGGGGCUUAAACAAAUUUGUUUAUAGUUAGGGAUGGAGGAAAAAUGUCAUGCAAACCUGUGUAAUUCCCACUUGUGAAAUUCAGAAAAUGUUCAGAAAAUGUGAACAAAAAUAUGUCUGUUAGGGGAAAGUGUGCAUAAAAUACAUAUAUAUUAGUGAAAGCAACAUGCUAAAAUGCAUUGCAUUAGAUAAUUUACUUGCAAAAAUGUGUAUAUUAGGAGAAAUGUGCACUAAAAUGCAGGCAAAUCUUAAUGAGGACUUUUAAAAAAGAAAAAUCACAGACUGAUACAAAUGUGGCGAACUUAAAUUAAGGUGGGGGGGGGACAGAGAAAAAGUGAAACUGACAGAAUCAUCUACCCUAUUUGUGGUAGCUGCUUUUCCUGUUUGCCUCCACACUAACUGUUUUCUGAGGAAUUGCCGUCCUUCCCUCAUUUAGGUACCACAGAGAAUCCAGAUGACAUUUUUGUCAGAUGGUUGCAUUCUGGUGUUUUCUGUGUCACCUUGCCAUAUCCCCCAUCCCAUAUCAAAUUUGUGGCAAUUUUCCCACUAGCUUGUUCAGCAUGGUUAUGCAGAGAGCUAUUGAUUCAACUGGCUUUUACUUCUGCCCAUGUGCAGCCACUGUUAGACUUUUAGGGGGGAAAUUAUUUUUGACACUUCCUUAUUGCACUGCUGCAUGUACAGCAAUAGAUGCAUCCACAAAUUUGGGGUGGGGAACCACAACGACAUUGUGAUGCUCCUUACAGUUUCAAGCCAGAGAGGGUUAGGGAGACUUCUCACUAUUUUACAAGCCUCUCUGGGGCUCAGUGCAAGCAAGGGGAUUCCCUCCCAUCAUUUUCUGGUUUCUCUCAGCUGUAGAGCUUGGAAUUCUAAUGAAAAUGCCUUGCCGCACUUCCACUUCAGCAUAACAAGGAAGGACCAUUUUUUAAAAGCACCUAAAAUGGUAUGUCAGGCAAUGGAGGCCUAAUCCUUCCUCUGUCCCCUGCUUCUCAGAGAUGCCUUGUGGCAUGUGGGAAUUUAAGGAAAAAAGUUAACUGGUGCUCUAGAGUGAAUGUACAUUCAUAAAGGGGUGGAGGAGGCCAAUAUUUUAAAACAAAAUUAAUUCCCCUCCCCCAUUUUUUUCAAUAGCUGCCAUGCCCUGUUCCUCCUUCAUCAUGUGUAUAGGCAUUGCAGGAUGCUAAUGGGGAAGAUCUGUGCUACACAGAACCGCUAUUUUAAUUCCCCGUCCAGCUCGCAGUGCAAGAGUGAUGUCUCAGCAGCACUAAAGAGGCGUACUGCUUCUUAUGCUUGUCUGAGGCUAAUUGACAAUCUAGGUCUAUGCUCCUGCCUGUUUUUCAUUUGGGUUCCCUGAAUGCUCUGUUCUCCUCUUGAGAGAUGGUGGCACUUAGUAGUCUGGGGUGCAAGUGGCUACCAGGAUGGUGCAGCCCUCACCCAGCUCUUUUCUUAUUCUCCUCCUCCUGCUGCUGCUCUCUUUUCAGGGCAAGGCUUUUCAAAAGUAGUCUAGUAGUGGUAGUUGCGGAAAGAAGGUGGGCCCCCUCAACAUGAGUCACAUCCACCCCACACAUUGAAAGCACUCCUAUACCACUUUAACAGGCAUGUCUUCCCCCAAAGGAUCCUGGGAACUGUGGUAAGUUAAGGGUGCUGGGCACUGUAGCUCUGUGAGGGGUCUCCUACCCAACUCUCAACACCCUUAAUGAAUGACAUUUCCCAGGAUUCUCUGGGGCAAAGCCGUGACACCAAAGAACGCUUUCAGUGUACGGUGUGGGUGUGACCGAAUGUUUUACAUUCUCCUGGACAUCUCUUGUCCUCUCGUGAUCUUCACUCCUUCACCCCUGCCCUGCCACAAAGCUUGAGAGAUGGAUGCCAGCUGGAGGACAAGACUUCACAAAUAGAAAAGAGUAAUUAUUUGGGGUGGGGGUGGCUAGGGUUGGGGGGAGAACCAGAUGGGAAGGUCACCAUUUUGGUGGAGUAAAAAGCCGUUUCCUUUUGUGUUUUUCAGCUGA